Messenger RNA from Effrenium voratum, 195 nucleotides. NCBI's taxonomy places the organism in Eukaryota, Dinophyceae, Suessiales, Symbiodiniaceae. The record is from the annotation of a GenBank genome assembly.
AUGUGGGCUGUGCCAGUCGCGGCCCUGUCGCAGCCUGAGGUCGUUGCCGCGGCGGUUGCGCCGGCCCAGGCUCUGCCGGAGCGGCAUUCCCCGAUGGAGGCGGAGCGGCGCAGCCGGUUCCUGCCGGACGACGGGUGCCACCUGCGGAAGUGGCUCCAGGACCGGAAGUGGCGCAGUGGCUGUUGGAGGAAGUGA